GACACCCCAUCAGGACCCCUCGUCUCCAGGCAGGGGCCACUAGAACAGGACACCCCAUCAGGACCCCUCGUCUCCAGGCCAGGGCCACUAAAACCAGACACCCCUAUGACCCUUCAUCUCCAGGCAGGGGCCACUAGAACAGGACACCCCACUAUGACCCUUCUCCAGGCAGUGGCCCCUAGAGUCACACCCCCUCCUAUGACCCUUCUCCAGGCAGGGGACACUAUACCUGGACACCACACUAUGACCCUUCUCCAGUCAGGGGCCACUGUACCUUGACACCCCACCAUGACCCUUCCCCAGUCAGGGGCCACUGUACCUGGA
Staurois parvus is the source of this 324-nucleotide messenger RNA. Lineage: Eukaryota; Metazoa; Chordata; Amphibia; Anura; Ranidae. The record is from the annotation of a GenBank genome assembly.